GUCGUGGAAGGUCUGAGCCGGAGCCGGAGCCGGAGCCACGAGCCAUCCGCAGGCGUCCGUUGCUCAAGAACUACGGGGUAUUAUUGCAGAUGGCCCUGGAGGACCCGGAACUCUUGCGUGCGAGCUGACCCCGAGCUGACCUGGCAGAGGAGCUUGCUUGGAGAAAACUUCGUUGAACCCUCAGCCGAUGCCCGGGGCAGCGAAGGGAGAGAGCGAGGGACAGAGGCGCAAAGGGGACAGCGAGCGUGACUGGUACCGAAGGGAGCGCGACCAGGACUGAUCCUCCGCUCUCGACUGGAAGCGCGUUCUUCCGACGCGGCGGCGACCGUGAGUUGCGUGAGUCUUACGGGGAGCGUGACUGGAACUGGCGCUACAUUUCGUAGUGUGGACAGCGAGGGAGCAGAAGCACAGAGCCUGUGGUAGCAUUACCACUCUGGAACAGGCCUAUACGAGGAACGGGCGGAACCUGAUGUUGCCAUGGAGACCGGAGUCAUUGCCGUGGAAAUGAAAGAGGGUGGAAGAGAGGGGGCUGGUGAAGACGACGAUGAAGUGUCAGGGUCUCAGAAUCAUGACAGUCGUUCCAACACUUCAUUAGAGAGGGAGGUGAUGGCUGUAGUGACCAGUCACGUGAUGUUCCAGUGGUCCCGCCUUCUCCGACCAACCUACUCUCCCCGAAUAUCGAUCAGUAUAACGCCAACUGUGUCCACAACCUAUGUAUACCAGACCGACUAUACCGGACUAUAAUAACAGGGGCACCUCGGAGUCGCUACGUCCCUAUUCCGUACUACAGAUCGACCUCUCUCACAACACCUAAUUUCGAAAUGGCACCCGAUGAUGCGGUGUGUGUGGUCUCCCAUAUUCCAUUGCUGGAAAGCCAUCAGCUCAGCAAAGUCCAGACUCUCCCUGAGACAAGUUACUGUUCCCGAGAGUUUACGAGCUGGUCUGGAAACAGAUACAGGAGGUCUCCAGCUGCUAGGCUAACAACAAUCAUUGAUCUCGGGUCGAGCGGGGACUGUCCCUAUGUCCACUGAGUCACGUGACCAGGCCCCUGCGAUGUCAUUGGUCGAACGAGAGUGUGAUGAUGUCAUAGACAGUAUGGUUGCCGCGGUAGCCAGUAGUGGAGACGAAGAGGCCGAUGAAGAGGGAGAAAAGGGCGAGGUCUCUGAGGAAGAAAAGGUUCGUUGGUGACCAAGUCAGCUACCACCUCUACUUCCACUAAACCAACCAGCGAAGGUGGACAUCAAGUCGCAGGAAGAGACAGCCAAUUGUUUGGGAUGAGCCAUCUUCCUCAGCUCCAUCAUCAAGUGGCGGUCCCAGAACUCAGUCAAAAAGAGCCAUCGUCAAGAUUCAGAGGGGCACCUAAGUUAUGGAGGUAAUAGGGAACAUGGAGAGCAAAGUACCAUUGUUAGAGCGGAACAGUAUGUGUGUGUAUGUGUAUGUACUACACCUACAAGCACA
Geodia barretti is the source of this 1458-nucleotide messenger RNA. NCBI's taxonomy places the organism in Eukaryota, Metazoa, Porifera, Demospongiae, Tetractinellida, Geodiidae. The record is from the annotation of a GenBank genome assembly.